GCGCUGUAUUUAAAUCCACUGGCGGCUGGGCUCAAAAAUUUAGUUUUCAUCCUGACUCUAGACUGAAAAGUUCUCUCUCACGCUAAGGAGGAAAUCCCUGUGAAAGCACUCAAAAUGAUUGAGACGAAUAACCUGAUCAUUGAGGAGGAGGCGUACUACAAGCCACUUCACUACAUCGACACGCCGUUCGAGAGGGCCACAUUCGGCAUGGGCUGCUUUUGGGGCAUCGACAGCCUGUUCGGGGCCACGCAAGGUGUCCUGAGGACUCGCGUGGGCUACACUGCGGGCACCACCAGCAAUCCCGUGUACAAAGAUAUGGGUGAUCAUACAGAGGUGAUUGAGAUCCACUAUGAUCCCAAGAGGAUUUCCUACGCUCAAUUGCUGGAGUUGUUCUGGAACAAUCACGAGUAUGGCUUGUGCACGAGAAUCAAGCGUCAGUACGCGAGCCUGAUCAUCUAUCACACGGAUGAGCAGAAGAGGAUCGCCGAGGAGAGUUUGCUGAGUGAGAAGGAGAGUCGACUGCCCGAGGUGGUGACCACGGAAAUCCAUCCCUGUGACAUCUUCUAUCCAGCCGAAGAUUAUCAUCAAAAAUAUCGGUUGCAGAGCCACAAAGAGCUCUCCAAGUCAUUGGGAAUGGAUUCCAGACUGCUCCAGACGUCGCACAUCGCGGCCAGGCUCAACGGCUAUCUCGUGGGUGUGGGCGGAGUGGCGCAAUUUGACAAGGAAGUGGGCAAUCUUGGCCUCACCGAGGAUCAGCAGGAGUACGUGAGGAAAUUCGUGGAGGAGAAUGAAGGCGGAGGAUUGUUCUGCUGAACUUCCGCUUAGGUGUUUCAAAGAGAAAUAUGCUUCAUGAGGCCCGUCAGCAGCCAUAUCACGUAUUAUCACAAUCAUUCAACAUUUAGAAGAAGUAUUUUACACUAAGAAAUAUGAGAAUGAGAGAAAGCAAUGGAUUUUUUUCUAAUUGAUCAUGAAGAAGAGAAUAAAUAAA
This is a messenger RNA of Phlebotomus argentipes, 988 nucleotides long. RefSeq names its product peptide methionine sulfoxide reductase (gene MsrA). Gene Ontology annotation, molecular function: peptide-methionine (S)-S-oxide reductase activity. The transcript has 4 exons. Bases 115 to 813 code for a protein of 232 amino acids. Lineage: Eukaryota; Metazoa; Arthropoda; Insecta; Diptera; Psychodidae. The record is from RefSeq and is a predicted model, not a curated record.